AUGACGAAAUCUAGUGAUGAGAAGAAAGCAUCGAGUCAGUUGAAUGAAACUGAGCAAAAUUUCCUGCGUGCAGCUCGCGCUGGUGACUUGACAAAAGUUGUGGAACUUUUGAAUGCCGGCGUACAUAUCAAUUUGUCCAAUGCUAUUGGACUUACUGCACUUCAUUUAGCCUCUAAAGAGGGUUAUGUUCGCGUUGUGGAUGAGUUGCUACGACGUGGAGCAGAUUUCGAUGCCCCUACAAAGAAAGGGAAUACUGCACUUCACAUUGCCAGUCUAGCCGGUCAUUUCGAAGUCGUCAAAUUACUUUUGGAUGCUGGUGCUAACUUGAAUCGUCAAUCAGUUGUAAGUAAUUAAAAGAAAAACAAUUAUCAUUCUUUUCAUCCCCAACCAUAUCCAAUUUUCUAUCUUUUCAAGCUUUAGUUCUCUAUGUUUUGCAUUAUGGACUAGAAUGUUCUGAUUAUCAGUGAUUACACCUCUUAUCUGUUUGCAUAUUAUAUCCACCUAAUUUAUAAUCGUCAUCAUAAU
This is a messenger RNA of Heterobilharzia americana, 525 nucleotides long. NCBI's taxonomy places the organism in Eukaryota, Metazoa, Platyhelminthes, Trematoda, Strigeidida, Schistosomatidae. The record is from the annotation of a GenBank genome assembly.